Molecule: messenger RNA, 411 nt
Organism: Mycena citricolor
Lineage: Eukaryota; Fungi; Basidiomycota; Agaricomycetes; Agaricales; Mycenaceae
Source: the annotation of a GenBank genome assembly
GAGCUGCAUCCCGGGAAUACUACUGAAAUUCAACACUAUGUACUACAAGAAAUCGAUGGAAAAGACUGGGCUGUCCGCAUCCGAUUUGCCACUUGGAAAUCAAUGAAGCUCUUGUGGCUGCUCCGGGGAAUGUGGUUACCGGUGACUGGUUUCCUAAUUGAACAUGAACCUGCACUGGACCAAAUCUCCGCAAGGCGGACGCAAAGCGCUUGGGAUCAUAUCGAGCUGCCUGCACCUGAAACGGAUUUCAGAAGCUUCCAUUGCAGCACAGCCAAAACCGACGAGGUCGCGACUCGUGCAGGGGAUCGUCGGACAAUGAAAAUGCACUUUGAUCUCGUGUCGUUUGCAAUAGACGUUCAGCUGACAACUGUCUCAGAUUACCUGUUCUUGAUGUGGAUACGAAUCCUAUGA